AUGCCUGAACAAAAUUUAUCAGAAGCAAAUCCAGAAAAUGAACAGAGGAAUCAGAGACCACAGAAAGACGUCACCAACCAGAUCACGACAAAGGAAAAGAUGAAUAAGAUAGCAGCAUCAAUAUUGAAACUGUGCAUAUUCCUCAUAGGUGUAUUCUGUAUAGUAUUCCCACUGAUGUUCUACAACAUUGUCGUUGAGAUAGGAUACGGUAACAUAGAAAUGAUUGAAGAAAGUGAUGAGACCGUUAUAGCAGAUAUGCCACCAAAGAGUAUUGAUUUGUCUCUGUAUGAGGAUUCGUAUUUCGUAGGAAAGGAGGAUGAAAUCAAGGAUAGGGUAUUGAAAAUAUGCAAUGCUGUUGGAAGAGACAUUUUUGAGGGCGACAAUUUCACGCCAAAAGACCACUUUCUGUUCAUACACGGGCGAUGUGGAACAGGAAAGUCAUUCUACGUUAAGAGACUGGCGUAUAUUCUGGACUGUCAGCUAAAAAUGAUGAAAUCGAAGUACAAGAAGUCAAAGAAGCAGCCAUUCACAGUAAUGAAAAAUCUUUAUGACGUAGACAAGAAUGCCAUAAAAGAUACGAAGCAGCUUGUGACCUUAUUGAUCAUGAGUCCAUCUGAUCUGCUGACUGACAAGUCACUUAAGGGAAAGAGCUAUUAUGACAUAUUCAAUAAGGCAGUUCCAAGGAGGUCAUUUGAAUUCAGGCUGUUUCUUGUUGAUGAUGCGCAGGGGCUAUUAUGUAACAGGAAGAAUCUGCAGAAGCCUGAGAUUAUCCUGGAUGCAAGGAUCAAUGGUUUCUCAAGCGUGCUUAAAUCAAUGUCUAGCGGCCGUAAGACCGUUUUCAUGUCAGAAAAGGAAGUAGACAUGGUGGAUGCAGAUAUUACUACGCAGUUUAAGACAAGAACGAGAACGUACCCACUUGAUAAUAUUACAAUUAAUGAAUACAUUGACGUAUUUAUCACCAAGAAAAUUGUAAGUUUGGGUAUUACUCUGAAAAACAAACAACAAUUGGAAUAUGCCAUCAUAACCAAAUCAAUUGGUUUUGUAGAGUCAGCGAUGUCAUUGGUGAAACAGUAUGAUUGGGACGGGAAACUGAUUGGUUUUAGUGAGAACAAGCUGCUAGCUACAUUAAAGCAAAAAGAACGAGAGGAUUCGAACACCCUUGACUAA
Enterospora canceri is the source of this 1167-nucleotide messenger RNA. Lineage: Eukaryota; Fungi; Microsporidia; Enterocytozoonidae. The record is from the annotation of a GenBank genome assembly.